This is a messenger RNA of Malania oleifera, 2178 nucleotides long. RefSeq names its product probable polygalacturonase. The record is from RefSeq and is a predicted model, not a curated record. The transcript is spliced from 8 exons. Gene Ontology annotation, molecular function: polygalacturonase activity. Gene Ontology annotation, biological process: carbohydrate metabolic process. Lineage: Eukaryota; Viridiplantae; Streptophyta; Magnoliopsida; Santalales; Ximeniaceae. Bases 317 to 1684 code for a protein of 455 amino acids.
CUCGCUAAUUCUUACUUAAAUCUAAGCAAACUAAGAACACUCCUAUCUCUCAAUCUCUCUCUCUCUCUCUCUCUACAUGAUGGAGAGCCGUUUCAAACAAUUCUGUCGGCGAGAGAGACGUUUAUAAUCAUAAUGUAGAUUGUUGAGGCUUUGCGUUCCUCAAGUUUGAUUUGUUAUUUACGGACGAAAGGCUGACAUUUUCUUUUUGGGAAGAAAGCUCCCCUGUUGUUGUGCUUUCUGCCGCAGAGGAGUUGUUUGGGUAUUAGUGUCUCUUUCUUUGUCUCGGUUUGAUUUGCUGCUGAACGCGAGCAGACCCAUGAAGAUGCCAGUGGCAUUGGUUUUGCUUGUGGCAUUGACCAAUGCUGUUAAAAUUGAUGGAGGAGAGAGUGAUGGCAAGUGUGUUAAGCUAGCGUUGGACCCGAGACCACACAGUGUGUCCAUAUUGGAAUUUGGUGCUGUUGGGGAUGGGAAAACAUUGAAUACCAUUGCCUUCCAAAAUGCCAUAUUCUAUCUCAAGUCCUUUGCUGACAAGGGCGGUGCUCAGCUCUAUGUGCCACCUGGAAGGUGGCUGACUGGCAGUUUCAAUCUUACCAGCCACCUCACGCUCUUCUUGGAAAGAGGUGCCAUCAUUCUGGGAUCACAGGACCCCUCUCAUUGGGAAAUUGUUGAUCCCUUGCCAUCAUACGGUCGAGGGAUUGAACUCCCUGGUGGGAGAUAUCGAAGCUUGAUAAAUGGAUAUAAGUUGCAUGACGUGGUGAUAACAGGUGACAAUGGAACCAUCGAUGGCCAGGGCUUGGUUUGGUGGGAUUGGUUCAAUUCUCACUCCUUAAACUACAGCCGCCCUCAUCUUGCCGAAUUUGUUGCGUCCGAUCAUAUUGUUGUGUCAAACCUUACUUUCCUAAAUGCCCCUGCAUAUAACAUCCAUCCAGUCUAUUGCAGUAAUGUACAUGUUCAGAACAUUUCAGUCUAUGCUCCAUCUGGAACCCCUUACACUGUUGGUAUAGUCCCAGAUUCUUCGGAUAUUGUCUGCAUCGAGGAUUGCAACAUUAGCAUGGGUUAUGAUGCAAUUGCACUCAAAAGCGGUUGGGAUGAGUAUGGAAUUGCCUAUGGCAGACCCACGACCAAUGUACACAUUCGACAUGUCCACCUUCAAGCAUCUUCAGGCUCUGCCCUCGCCAUUGGCAGCGAGAUGUCCGGUGGCAUUUCCACGGUUCUUAUGGAGGAAUUCCAUGUAUACGACUCAUUCACUGGCAUUGAGUUCAGAACUACCCCAGGUAGAGGUGGCUACAUCAAGGAAAUCUUCAUCUCGGAUGUUCAGAUGGAAAAUGUGCACACUGCAUUUGCUGCCUCGGGUCAUUGUGGAUCCCAUCCAGAUGAGGAUUUUGAUCCCACUGCACUACCUGUUUUGGAUCAAAUUACCUUGCGGAAUGUGGUUGGUACAAACAUCACUCUUGCUGGAAAUUUUGUGGGAAUUCAAGAAUCUCCCUUCACUGAUAUCUGCCUGUCCAAUAUCUCCUUAACAAUCACUUCUGGCUCUUCUACCCCUUGGUUCUGUUCUAAUGUCUUGGGUUUCUCUGAGUCUGUCUUCCCCGAACCAUGUCCCAACCUUGAGAGUUCAUUUUUCAAUUCUUCCUUGGUUUGUUUCUCCCUACUGAACUCUAAUGGCAGGGCAGCGGUAUUAUGAAUACCAUUUGCUCGCACUAUGAUGAGAGGUAAGGUCUCUGUGCCUCUCUACGUGGCUUAGCAAACUGAAUUGAAUCCUCUCCCAUUUUCCAUCUCCCAUUAGGACAGAUUCUUUCCAAUAAGACAUUGUGUCUAGUAAAUUUGUUUUCUUUUCUUCACUCUCCUACAUUCGCAUUCUCGCAUGCUGCUAUGUGCAGAUUUGUGUGUACAGCCUCAUUUCUUCAUUCAUGUAUAAGGAAAUUUUGGUAGUGGAUGGCACUAAAGGACUCUUUUGAUAUAUUAUUGUAUUAUUGCAUUAAAAUUUGGUUACCUUUUUCCUCCAGUUUGGGGUAUUUUUUUUUAUUUCAUUGUAAAAUGUUCAGACAUUGAGUGAUGUGUCGUACAAUAAUAGACAUUGGUAGAUAUGAGAGUUCGAAGUUGUGCUUGGAGUGAUAAGGGUUUUGAUCUUCAAAGAAAAGUUAUAGAAUAGAAGAGUUCACUUGGCUUUUGUUCUCC